AUGGGGAAAAACCGACACGGUAUCGAAAUGUUUCGAAACGUGGUUGACGAUACGGCAUCACUAUCAGCAUCGGUGGCUGCAGUAGCCGCGAACGCAGCAAACUCGAUAGCUUCAGACGUCGUCGGUGGCUCGAUUGGAGGCGUGGGUGUUCCAUCGGCUUACGGGAAACAAGAUUUUUACGAUAGUGCGUCAUUGCGUUACAGAGUGCAUACAUUUCAACUGACACUCCUACUACUUCAGUGUGGGCAAACAUUUGCUGUGCAAGCCGCAGUGAGAACUGUUUUACCACCUUUGGCUCAUCAUAUCUCGAUUCAUAUCAUACUGCGACCAUCCCUGACGAGAUGCCAGAACCGACCAACCGUCGAAGGGAUGAUCGAGAAACGACGAUUGCGAUGGUUGUUUGGUGUCAUGCGUGUCCAAUGA
Messenger RNA from Helobdella robusta, 423 nucleotides. RefSeq lists its product as hypothetical. The coding region runs from base 1 to 423 and encodes 140 amino acids. Lineage: Eukaryota; Metazoa; Annelida; Clitellata; Rhynchobdellida; Glossiphoniidae. The transcript has 2 exons. The record is from RefSeq and is a predicted model, not a curated record.